Messenger RNA from Rhea pennata, 1049 nucleotides. RefSeq names its product troponin I1, slow skeletal type (gene TNNI1). Gene Ontology annotation, biological process: cardiac muscle contraction; skeletal muscle contraction. NCBI's taxonomy places the organism in Eukaryota, Metazoa, Chordata, Aves, Rheiformes, Rheidae. The transcript has 6 exons. The record is from RefSeq and is a predicted model, not a curated record. The coding region runs from base 45 to 545 and encodes 166 amino acids. Gene Ontology annotation, cellular component: troponin complex.
AGCCCAAGAUCACAGCCUCACGCAAACUCUUGUUGAAGAGCUUGAUGCUGGCAAAGGCAAAGGAGGAGUGGGAGCAGGAGAUCAUUGACAAACAGUCAGAGAAGGAAAGAUACCUGUCUGAGCGGGUCGCACCAUUGCAUACUAGUGGACUUUCUUUGAGCCAACUCCAGGACCUGUGCAGGGAGCUGCAUGCGAAAGUUGAAAUUGUGGAUGAAGAGAGAUAUGACAUUGAAGCAAAAUGCAAUCAUAACACCCGGGAGAUUAAAGACCUGAAACUGAAAGUGCUUGACCUUCGGGGAAAGUUCAAGCGACCCCCGCUGCGGCGAGUCCGUGUCUCUGCUGAUGCCAUGCUGAGGGCUCUGCUGGGCUCCAAGCACAAGGUGUCCAUGGAUCUGAGAGCCAAUCUGAAGUCUGUUAAGAAGGAAGACACAGAGAAGGAACGCCCUGUGGAAGUGGGUGAUUGGCGCAAGAACGUGGAAGCCAUGUCGGGUAUGGAGGGCCGAAAGAAGAUGUUCGACGCUGCCAAGUCCCCUACGGGCCAGUGAGAGGAGCGUGAGGACAGAAAGAAGAGCUUCCUGAUCCUGCUGUCUGCCUUCUUUUCCCUUGCUGCCCCUCCUUGCUCCUUAUGCCUGUACCCUGAAUUCACCACUGAGCUGAAGCAUGUGGACAACUACUUGGGAAGGAAAUCUGAGCCUCAUCCUUUCCAUCAACUCUGACUUGCAGUUGUGUGCAGGUCUUAUCUUACUCGUGCAAUUAGCCCUGCUCCAGAGAAGCCCCAGCACAAUGGCUCUCAGGUGACAUAGGUGUCAUCAGUACGGUUAAGGGGUUGCUGGUGCUCCUCUGCCAGCUGGCACAACACGGCAUAUCUUCUCAGGGGCAGCUUCCAUAUGUCUGUGCUGGGCAUGCAGCUCUAAUGGGCUGCUAGCCAUCUCUCUCCUUCCUCUGCUGCGGAGGCCCAGGAGAUGGCUGCUGGUCUUCCUUCUCCCCCAUCCUCUGACGUGUGCAGCCUGAGAUGUUCCCAUGCAAUUGUACAUGUAUUAAAGGGCAGU